CGGCGGCGCCAGCCAAUGAGGAGGCGGCGCGGCGAGGCCGGCAGCCAAUGAGAGAGCGGCCAAUGUAAUGAGGAGGCGGUGUGGCGAGGCGCUCGCCGUCGCGGCCGCUGAGGGGAAGAGAGAGGCGGGGGCGGCUUUCUGGAGCCCUGUGGAGCCUCCAUCAUCAUCAUCGGGGUCAUACGAUUGAUUGAUUUUCAGCUCCAAGGGGUGACCCGUACAUUUGGAUAAUGGAAGCAGAUACGUCCGUCAACAUGUUUUCCAAAGUCUUGGAGAAUCAGUUGCUCCAGACCACUAAACUGGUAGAAGAGCAGCUGGAUUCGGAAAUUCAGAAACUGGACCAGAUGGAUGAAGAUGACUUGGAACGCCUCAAGGAAAAGAGACUCGAAGCGCUAAAGAAAGCCCAGCAACAGAAACAAGAGUGGCUCUCCAAAGGACACGGGGAAUACCGGGAAAUUCCUAGCGAGCGAGACUUUUUUCAGGAAGUCAAGGAGAGCAAAAAAGUGGUUUGCCAUUUCUACAGAGAUUCCACAUUCAGGUGUAAAAUAGUAGACAAGCAUCUGGCACUGCUGUCCAAGAAGCAUCUCGAGACCAAAUUUCUGAAGUUAAACGUAGAAAAGGCCCCCUUUCUGUGUGAAAGGCUGCGGAUCAAGGUCAUCCCCACUCUAGCUCUGGUGAAAGAUGGGAAAACGCAAGAUUACGUGGUCGGUUUUACGGAUUUAGGCAACACAGAUGACUUCACCACAGAGACCUUAGAAUGGCGACUGGGCUGUUCCGAUAUUCUUAACUACAGCGGAAAUUUGAUGGAACCACCUUUCCAGAGUCAGAAGAAAUUCGGCACCAACUUCACAAAGUUGGAAAAGAAAACCAUCCGUGGAAAGAAAUACGAUUCAGACUCCGAGGAUGACUAGAACUCAGCCAAAAAAAAGCCGCCAGUCGUCUCUUGUGUUUUGCUUAAUUCCACCUUGGGAAUCUAAAGCGUUCUUGUUCUCACUACAUUUGCACUUAGUGAUCAUUUUCUAUACAGUUUUAUACCACUGAGUCACUUAGAAAGACAUCUCACAUAUAUUCUCUGUGGCGGUCAUUUUUAAGUUGAAAAAACACCUGAGCUCUUUUGAUUGAAUGGGUUAUCUCGCAAGUGACUGAAUACUCCGUGUUGGUAGGCUUCAGAGUUUGAUUUCCCCAGCGUGUUUCCGAUAGCCUAACUUUUUAUACUUUCCGGCUCCUAAAUUUCCACGUGCCGAAAGAGUCUUCAGUUCUAGAACAUUUCAAAUGAGCUGCGAAAAGAAUGCCUCUAUAACAACACUGGACCCUGCAGGUCUAAGGCAGUCGCUUUCAAGAGGGAACCAAGACCACCUCGGCUGGAAGGAGCGAUUUCGGCAUUCUGGGGCCGGGUGUCCGGGGAUCCGAGACAGAGGCCGUGAGGGAGAAACACCAGCGGGAAUCAGCAAGAUGCAAGGGGAAAAAGCAAACAGAAUUUCAUUUCCCUUGAGAGAGAAUCGGUCAGCUGGUAUUUAUUGAGCCCUUACUGUGUUCCGAGCACUGAACUGAGCACUUGAGAGGGCACUGUACGACUGGGAUUCCCUUCAGACUUCCACACCCUCCGCCCAUGAGCCACUUUGACCCCUUCACUCUCUUUCCUAAGAUGUGGCCCUCACUUGGUAUUCAUUAGUCCAAACACCAAUAAAUCGCGCUGCUAAGCAGGCCUCCUCCAGGGCUUUGAAGGGUUUGUGCAGGUGCCCAGCCUUGCAAUAAAUUUCUGAACCUCUCUCACACUCCUAUUGGUUUGGGUUUUUAAUCGACCUCAGUUAAUAAAUAAAAAUAAAGUUAUUUGAACACAAAAGCUGA
Molecule: messenger RNA, 1845 nt
Organism: Tachyglossus aculeatus (Australian echidna)
Lineage: Eukaryota; Metazoa; Chordata; Mammalia; Monotremata; Tachyglossidae
Gene: TXNDC9
Product: thioredoxin domain containing 9
Exons: 5
Coding region: 228-908 (226 amino acids)
Biological process (GO): microtubule cytoskeleton organization
Cellular component (GO): cytoplasm
Source: RefSeq, a predicted model, not a curated record